This is a messenger RNA of Moneuplotes crassus, 1917 nucleotides long. The record is from the annotation of a GenBank genome assembly. NCBI's taxonomy places the organism in Eukaryota, Ciliophora, Spirotrichea, Euplotida, Euplotidae.
AUGCUAAGAAACGAUCCCUUAGUCACAUUCGGGUCCAUCAAAAUCAUAGAUGGGCUGUUCAUCACAGACGAUAUUGCUGCCGGAGACCUUGAGUUUAUUUCAACUAACAAGGUGACACGCAUCAUCAACUGAUGUUGCCUCCAGGUUCCCAACCAUUGGUCUUCAAUUGGCAUAAAAUACCUGUCCUACAACUGGAGAGAGAACGAGGUUGUCAAAAUUAAGGAAGAGACCAUGAACAGGAUCUAUGAAUUCAUUCAGCAAAGUCUCAAGAAGUCAGAGUGAGUCCUCAUCCACUGUAUCAACAAUGAGAGUAUUCUGUACCUAGUAGCAGGGCUAUUCCUGAUGCUCAAGUUUAAAUGGUCCGUUAACAAAGCUAUCCAAUACAUGUGCCUGAAGCAGCCUUGCUUCUACAUAGUCCCUCAGUACUACAAAGCACUUCAGAAACUUGAGAAUUUGAUGAGAACAAAAUACCAAGAAGAUGUCUCUGACGUUUGGGACCUUCACAAGAUCAGGAGUAAGGAAGAGAUGGUGAUCACUAACACCUACAUUAAUACUAGGAUCGCUCCUGGGAAUAACCUGGCUCAGCCUGCUGAAGAGGAGAAGGAAAGCUCUACUUUCAGAGAGCAGUUGCAAAAUAAUGUACCUCAGAACAACCGGAAUCUUAACCAGAAAUCUUCUACUUAUAAUAACGAGAUUAAAGCCAGCAAGCCAACCUCUAGGAUUAAGUUCAAGGAAGAGAUAACGACUGUCAUCAAAACCCCUCUUGAAGAGCCAAAUCUAGCAAUCAGAGUGCAGAAUCUGACGGAUGUGAACUGCCAUCGUGAGGAGGUUGCCCUAACCUCGAUUCUGUGUAACAAAGAUCGGGUUCUAAAGCCAAUCCCAGUGAUGCCCUCGCAGAAAAUGUCCAGCAAAAACAAGAAUAACUCCUUUGUUGGAAGCGUUGGAAGAGGUCUCAAGAAGAUCAACGAAUCCUUAGAACAUGCCCCUUCAGCCAAAUUCUACAAGAAUGACUUGACUCCGAAAGAGACCAAGCCUGGGAAGGCUCGGAAGCGAGUCAAAAGUGCUAGGCCUAAAGAAAAACCUAAGAAAAAGGAGUCUAAUAAAUAUGAAUUUAUGCCUAAUUUCCAUCCACAUGCUUACCUUCGUGAGGCCAAGCAGACCAAGAAGGGCAAGAAAAAGUCUGGUAAUGAGAAAGGUGAGCGCAAGAAGCGUCCGCAGACCGCUGGCAACAAACUUAAGAACAACUACUUCCCGCAGACUAAGGGAAAUAUGUCUUUGAACCCUUCUUCUAAUGAAUUUCAAAAUAUUUUGAACAAGAGUGGGCUUUCAGAUAUAGACAUGACUAAGAAAUUAUUGCUUAACAAAAUCACCAAUAACGAGAUUGACCCUAACAAAUACAUGCGGUUUGUAGAGGCCAACAACAGGAAGAACGCCCCUGACGAGGAAGCCAAGGAGAUUAAGUCCAGAAAGGGGAAAAAGGGUGGCCCUGUGGUUAAUGUCAACUACAACUCCUACAUCAGGAUUGGGGCGUACCAACCUCCGGUGAUCAACACUCUCAUCGUGAAUGGCAACAAUUACAUAAAUCAAGCUAAUAACUUAGCGGCUGACAAAAAACUUGCAGAUCCAUCCAUGAUCCAAAAGCCUAAAAUCCUUGCAUCUUCAGGGUCAAGCAAAGGAAAAAAGAAGGCAAGGCCAUCUUCUGGGUCUCAGCCAGGUUCCAAGAAGCAAUACAACUCGGUGAAUAGUAGAUCUGGGAAGUCCAAGGAGCCUACCUCUCAGAAGAAGAUUCAGGAUGGGUUCAACCUAGCUCCGUUUACUCUUACUCAGAAGAACAAGCUCACCACACCGACAAAUCAGAGAGAUAAGCCAAAGAAAUUAAAAAAAUAAAAAUAAAUGACAAAUUAGUUUCAAUUCAUA